This is a messenger RNA of Thlaspi arvense, 1017 nucleotides long. NCBI's taxonomy places the organism in Eukaryota, Viridiplantae, Streptophyta, Magnoliopsida, Brassicales, Brassicaceae. The record is from the annotation of a GenBank genome assembly.
AUGGCAAUGGACCAAGAACAUAGCCCAACCGGCCAUAGUCACUCACCCUCUUCCUCUGCCUCCGGUUCCACCUCAACCGAACCGGUUCGUUCACGAUGGUCACCUAAACCGGAACAAAUACUCAUCCUUGAGUCAAUCUUCAACAGUGGUAUGGUUAACCCUCCCAAAGAAGAGACGGUAAAGAUACGAAAGAUGCUCGAGAAAUUCGGCGCGGUGGGAGAUGCAAAUGUCUUCUAUUGGUUUCAAAACCGGCGGUCAAGAUCCCGCCGGAGGCAGCGGCAACUCCAGGCCGCAGCUGCAGCCACGGUCGCAACCACCAAUACUUGUGACCAGACCAUGAUGGUGAGCAGCAGCUUGCCACAACAUAGUGGGAGUGAUUUGGGGUUUGGAGGUGUUAGCACUUCUUCUAAUUACUUAUUUGCUAGCACUUCUUCUUAUGGCGGUGGAUGUGAUAAUCAUAGCAAUAAUGGCAUGGAGAAUCUCUUAACAAUGUCUGGUCAAAUGGGUUACCAUGAAGCUAAUCAGCAUCAUUAUCAACAUCACAGCUCAACUGUCGCAUCAAUUUUGAGCCCAUCUGAUCAAAGCUCCAAUUAUCACUACCAACAAGGGUCUAUAACAGUAUUUAUAAACGGAGUUCCGACAGAAGUGGCGAGCGGAGGUAUAGACAUGAAAGCAACGUUUGGAGAAGAUUUGGUUUUGGUGCAUUCCUCAGGUUCCAAGACAGACAUGAACUGGCCUUACUCUUAUGUUAUGUGGUGAUGCGACAGAUGCGCCUUGUUAUUCUACCUUAGACUUUAUUGCUACGGUCCAUUUUUUCUUUUCCUUUCGAGUUUAUCGUGUAAUCAAAGUUUAUGUUGUUUUUUACUAUCGUAAUUCCGAAAUUUACUAUUUUAAAAGAUGUGAAAAUCUCUUUUAAAACGAAGAGAAUUAGUUUGUAUCAAGUUAGUGAUAUAGAUGUAAAAUAUGUAAUUGAUUUGUAAUAAAUUUUGUGUCUAGGGAUCUCCAUGUUCGUUUGCA